AUGGCAGACAAAGGUAGCAAACCCCCCAACAAGAAGCUGCGGCACGCGCAAAGGAAGCAGCAGAACAAGGCCGCCCUCCCGUAUAAAUGGACGCAAACAAUUUCCGACCUGGACAUCACUGUCGAAAUCCCGGGGAACCUUAAGGCUAAAGAUUUAAUCGUUGAUAUCAAACGCCAAUCACUAAAAGUAUCCGUCAAGGGCCAAACUCCUAUAAUUGAUGAUGCACUCCCCCACCCCAUUCUCUUAGAUGAGAGCACCUGGACGCUGAGCACUCUUCCCUCAGGCAGCAAAGCUCUCGAAAUUCAUCUGGAUAAAGUAAAUAAGAUGGAAUGGUGGGCACAUGUUGUCGUCUCCGCACCAAAAAUAGAUGUUACCAAAAUCACACCCGAGAAUAGUAAAUUGGGAGAUUUGGAUGGGGAGACGAGAGGGAUGGUGGAGAAGAUGAUGUGGGAACAGAGAGAUAAGGAGAUGAACGGCGGAGUCAGUAGUGAGGAGAGGAAGAAGAAAGAGAUUCUAGAGAAGUUUCAGAAAGAACAUCCGGAGCUGGACUUCUCGAAGGCAAAGAUGAACUAA
Sclerotinia sclerotiorum 1980 UF-70 is the source of this 573-nucleotide messenger RNA. RefSeq lists its product as hypothetical. NCBI's taxonomy places the organism in Eukaryota, Fungi, Ascomycota, Leotiomycetes, Helotiales, Sclerotiniaceae. The transcript is spliced from 3 exons. Gene Ontology annotation, biological process: protein folding. Gene Ontology annotation, cellular component: cytoplasm. The record is from RefSeq and is a predicted model, not a curated record. The coding region runs from base 1 to 573 and encodes 190 amino acids.